Molecule: messenger RNA, 1210 nt
Organism: Erigeron canadensis
Lineage: Eukaryota; Viridiplantae; Streptophyta; Magnoliopsida; Asterales; Asteraceae
Product: probable glutathione S-transferase
Exons: 2
Coding region: 375-1049 (224 amino acids)
Biological process (GO): glutathione metabolic process
Cellular component (GO): cytoplasm
Molecular function (GO): glutathione transferase activity
Source: RefSeq, a predicted model, not a curated record
UAUAUUGCUUUUCUUUGCUUAUUUAUGAACUACAAUAUUUUAAACUUAAUUGUCAAGGAUUAUAACUCAUUAUAAAAAUAGUUGGUUGGUUGUUGAUGGUAAUGUAAAAAUUGAUUUGGUUGGGUUGGAUAAAUAGAAGAGAGAAAAAAUAGUUAUUUAGUGAAUGAUAUUGUUGGGUUGGGUUGUGAAUGUGGAUGGUCUUAUAAACUUGAUCAAUCAAACAAUCUAUUAGCUUUCAAAAAUAUCAAUGGUAAAAAUAAACCAUCCGUUGACAAACAUCUGACAUGCUCCAACAUGUUUAGUUGAUCUGAUCUGAUUAUAUUUCAAAUUAGGCCGAAAUCUGGUUUUCGUGAUUAAAUCAAAACCAGAACGACAUGGCGUCGGAUGAAGUGAAAUUGUAUGCGGUCGGAGGAAGUCCAUUUGUUUGCAGAGUCGAAAUUGCUUUAAGUCUUAAAGGAAUCAAGUAUGAAAUCAUUGAAGAAGAUCUGAAAAACAAGAGUGUCGAUCUUUUGAAGUAUAAUCCGGUUCAUAAGCAGGUGCCGGUGCUGGUGCACAACGGAAAGCCGAUAUCAGAGUCACUUGUGAUCCUCGAGUACAUUGAUGAUGUCUGGAAUAUGAAGUUUCCUAUUUUGCCCCUUGAUCCGUAUGAAAAGGCUCUCGCUAUAUUUUGGACUAAAUUCGUCGAUGAUUCGUGUAUUCCUGCAAUAUUCAAAGUGUUUGGCAACGUCGGAGAUGAACAAGCUUUCGCAAAAGCUUGUGAGCAAUUGCAAAUACUAGAAAAUGAACUCGCGGCCAAAGCUAAGAAGUUCUUUGGAGGUGACAACAUUAAUAUAGUUGAUAUUGCUGCUGAUUUCAUAGCGUAUUGGCUUGGAAUGAUCGAGGAAGCUACCGAAAUAAAGAUUGUUACUCAAGACAAGUUUCCAAAAAUAAGUGAAUGGGCUGAUAACUUCAUCAAAUGUCCAGUUGUCAAAGAACUCUUACCUCCAAGAGUACUUCCUCCAAGAGCACAAUUGCUUGAAUAUUUUAAGAAACGAUUUGGUAAGGCAUAAUGGUACACGAGAUGUCGAGAGAUUAUAAAUCUAGUCGUUUUAUUAAGGUUUCUGAGUAUGUAUGCUGGGUAAAACUCUGUUAUAGAUAAACAAAAAACAUUUCUUCUCAACUAUAAUAAUUAUGUACAAUGUAUAAUGUAUAACAAGUGAUCAGGUUUGAA